This is a messenger RNA of Malassezia sympodialis ATCC 42132, 1698 nucleotides long. RefSeq lists its product as uncharacterized. The record is from RefSeq and is a predicted model, not a curated record. Gene Ontology annotation, biological process: nuclear membrane organization. Gene Ontology annotation, molecular function: chromatin binding. Gene Ontology annotation, cellular component: nuclear inner membrane; nuclear periphery; endoplasmic reticulum. Lineage: Eukaryota; Fungi; Basidiomycota; Malasseziomycetes; Malasseziales; Malasseziaceae.
AUGGACGCUAUGGACGUCGACCCCCAGGUGGAUGCGGCUACGCUCCGUGUUGUUGACCUGCGCCGGAUUCUUCAGGCUCACCGUGUGCCUGUGCCGAGCACAGCACGCAAGGCAGUACUGAUGGAUGCGUUUGAAAAGCAUGUGCGUCCCGCGCUGUUGACAGCCAACGAGGCACGCCCCGACGCGAUCCGGUCCGGCGACGAUACGCGAGGUGGGCUGCCUGACAAUGCUUCUUCAAACUUGCCAGCGACGCCGCAGCAGCCCGUCAUGGAUAUUCGCUUCUCGGAUGACAACCCGUUCCAAAGGGACUCGGUGUCGCCGCCGACCGCUAAAAGAGGGAGCAAAGUGCCGACCGAGUCGGCCUCGAGGAAGAAGACGCCACCUUCCGCGCGUGUGGACACAAAGACCACGCCGCCAAAGCACGAGCCGACUACGCCAUCGCCUGCGCAGCGUUCGACACCUGCUCGUCAGGUGCGUCGCCGCACGCCGCAGCAGGCGCGCGAGCUCGCUAUGCGCGCCGAGCGGCCGGCUUCACCCCGUCCCUCUCCAGCGCCUGCAUCGAUGCCUGCGUCGGCGCUUCGUUGGACUGUGCUCCGCUGGCUCCUCUGGGCCGCUGGGCUGCUAUGGUUCUGGUACUGCUGGCAAACGCGCCAGGCCGGCUACUGUACGAGCGGGACGGUGCCGCUGUAUGAGCCGCACCGCACACCCAGUGAUGUGUGGAAGGCGAUUGUAUCACCCGCCUGCGUGCCGUGCCCGGAGCACGGCGUAUGUGCCGGGGGGCGACUGACCGGCUGUGCGAGCACGGACUAUGUGGUGGCCCAGCCGUGGCAGGCGCGUGUGCCGCUCAUUGCACAGGCCCUGCCGCUCUCUUUGCGUAUGGCAGAGUGCGUGCCUGAUACGUUCAAGCUUGUCCUCGCCUCCGAGCUAGCCGACGCCCUCGUUGGCUACUUGUCCCACUGGCAUGGCCAAGUGCGGUGCCAGUACGCGACAGCGUACCCUGGUGCGCCUGCGCAUUCGCUCGGCAUGUACGCGGUCCCCGAGGCCAGCGUGAAAGAAACGCUUCUCUCGCGCAUCACUGAAUCGAUGGAUACGCCAACAUUCGAGGCGAUUUGGGCGCUAGCGCUGGAGGGGCUGCAGACACACGCGCCAGAUGAGAUGCUUGUACUGACGCAUGCUCAUUCACGCUGGCUCGUUGCGACGCGCGCGACGAUGCCCGUGAGCUGCCGGCUGCGCCUCCUCGUGCGUGACUGGGCGUGGCGAAACAGGCUGCGCGGCGCACUGACCUUGUGUGGUCUGUUGGCGGCGCUUCUGGCGUACCAGCGUGUGCAGCACCGGCGCCGGCGGCAACAGCAGGUGGCCGUCUAUGCCAAGGAGGUGUUCCGACGAUUGCAGGCACAGGCUGCGCAGGCCGAGCGCGAUGGCACGCCGCGCGAAAUGCCUGUGCUUCACUUGCGCGACACAGUGCUCGAGGCAGAAUCGCGUCCGCGCGUCCGCCAGCGCCUCUGGGCACCCGUUGUGCGCGUCGUGCAGCAGAAUGCUAAUGUGCGCUCGCGCCAGGCACAGAGGCAUGGCGAGUGGCAGCAUGUGUGGGAAUGGAUGGGCAUGGUGCCCGGCACGCCCUCCUCCGCGUCGCCGGCCGACGACCGAGGCGCCAGUGGGGCGCGUCCCAAGGUCGACGCGUCGGAGCCCUCCACCUAA